This is a messenger RNA of Moneuplotes crassus, 1486 nucleotides long. The record is from the annotation of a GenBank genome assembly. Lineage: Eukaryota; Ciliophora; Spirotrichea; Euplotida; Euplotidae.
UAUGAGACUCGCAAUCAUUGAGAAGAACUUUAUUGGAGAGAAUGUGACAAACACUCACAAGAAAGAGGCAGAAAGCAUUCCGAAGUCUAAAGAAUCUUCUGGAUUAAGGCUAAAUGAUGAAAACAGCUCUGCAGAUAGUAAAUGAAAUUAUCACUUGAAAAUUCCAAAUAUGAUUCAAAGAAAUGCUAAUGUCUACUUCGAAAAUGGCGAGAAAAUACAGAAGAAUAUGUUCGUAAAGACUCAAAAUGAAUCUGAAUAUAUUAAAACAAAUGCUAAUUCUGGAUUAGCAUCUUGUAAGGAUUUCGACCUUCUUCACAAUGAUGCUAUGGAGAGUCAUCGACUUGAAGAAUAUAAUUCUUCUCAUUUAGAGACCGAAGAGUAUAAAGAUAUCCUUGAGACAAACCAAGAUUUACCUGAUAGAUGUGGUCUCAAAGCUCUAGAAAACAAAUAUAGCAAACUGUGGAAGAACAUAGAGCAAGACACAAACAAUGUGGACUCUUCAAUCUACAUCGGAGAUCCCACAGAUUUUGGCGUUGAAUGUUCGGCCAACAAAGUAGGUGAGACUUCUUGAAAAGAGAAACUAGCAAAAAUUAUUUCCUCCAACAUGAAAAAUCAGCCUUCAUUCUCAGAGGUGAAGAGUAGACUUAUCUAUGAGAGUUACAAACCAAUGAGGCUGAUCAAAAUCAAGUGUGAAGAUGGGUCCCACAAGCAAUACGUUGAUUUGAAGAGGUUGCAUAAAAUUAAUAUUCUUCAAAAAGAAUCUACAUUGCUGAAAUUUAAAGUUGCCAAAUCAUCUGCUAGAGCAGGAAAAUACCAAGGGAAUAAUCUUCUGGAAUACACUGAAGGAGCCACUGUGCAGAUAUGAUGUCCUUAUUCAUCUCAGAUGGCAUACGGAUUCGUUGUCCAGAAGGAGUAUGACUUCGAGUCCUUUUCCAAAAUGGAAAUCGGCCUACUUGAUCUUUGAAACUUAGACAAAAACUGUAUUUCCGAAUUUCCGGAAGGAAAGAGAACUUUUCCUGAACGAUUCUGGAAAUUUAUCUCUGACGAGAGCAUAAAAUAUAGCAAGCAGAAGCAGUUUGACACUGAGGAGGAUUUAUGCGAGCUUGAAUUCGAACACGAAAACACCCAGAUGCAAAUGAAGCAGAUUGCGUAUUGAACCCACGAUUUUAAUUCUCAAAAUAAUGAACAUCCUCUUGAAUUUGAUGGAUUUGAUUAUGACAAUUGGGCGGAGUCUUCUCACAAAGUUUUGAUUCCAUUCUUGAGUUGAAGCUUCAACGAUAUCAUAAUCACUACAAGAAUUCCUGAUGAGCAUGGAUGGCUAGAAGGAUACAGAGCGAAUGAUCCUGAAAUGAGUAUAAAACUGAUUCAUAAAGAUUUUAUUAGGUUUAUGCAGAUCUAACUCUUCAUUGAAUGCUUUAAAGUGUGAAUCAAAUAUUUAGGUGAAAACAUCUCAGAAAUACUCUUAAUGACAUUUUCAUAUGAACUA